This is a messenger RNA of Durio zibethinus, 582 nucleotides long. RefSeq lists its product as uncharacterized. The record is from RefSeq and is a predicted model, not a curated record. NCBI's taxonomy places the organism in Eukaryota, Viridiplantae, Streptophyta, Magnoliopsida, Malvales, Malvaceae.
ACCAAAACUUCCCAAUGAUGCUUUCAUUUGAUUUCUUAAAGGCUUUGGAUCAUCCGAAUGAUCCACUUUAUUUUUAGGGCAUCCAUCAAAGAACACAGAACUGCUCUUCGAAAAGGAGUGAAAGCAGGGAAAAUCCGAUUAGAGAGAUGGCGGUGAUGGAGAAGCUGAAGAUGUUCGUAGUGCAAGAGCCAGUUGUCGCUGCGUCUUGCCUCAUCGCUGGUUUUGGUCUCUUCCUACCAGCUGUUGUAAGGCCCAUUCUAGAUUCCUUAGAAUCAUCAAAGCAAGUCCCUCAGCCUGCUUUAAAAGAUGUGGUUGCAGGUGUGACUGGUAAAAAGCAGGGUUGAUAUGAUUUGUGGAUUGAAAAGAGGCAAAAUUUCAAAUGUAGCUAGUUAUGAGCAACAAAAUAAACCUGACUUUUAAAUUGAGGAACUCUUUAAGAGCGACAUGUGCCUCAUGUUUAGGAUGAGAGAAUUUGAAUGUUAUUUUGUUUUAAUAUUUAGCAGUUGAGGAUUUCUCAAAGCAUGGAUAACUAAGAUAUAUCAGAGUGGAUAUAUGAGAUCUUCUGCUUAAUUUGCUUCCGUA